This is a messenger RNA of Selaginella moellendorffii, 932 nucleotides long. RefSeq lists its product as uncharacterized. The record is from RefSeq and is a predicted model, not a curated record. Bases 1 to 849 code for a protein of 282 amino acids. Lineage: Eukaryota; Viridiplantae; Streptophyta; Lycopodiopsida; Selaginellales; Selaginellaceae. The transcript is spliced from 3 exons.
AUGCAAAUGAAAGCUUUAGGUUGGAGCUGGGGCUCUAGGGAGAGCAUGGCCGAGGAUCGGAUGUGCCGUGCUUGUGUGGAGACGACGCUGGGCACCCGGUUGCUCAUCAUCGCGCCCUUGCACACCACCAUCGCCGAUUUGAGAGGGAGGAUUGAGGCGGCGCAUGUCCAGAACUUUCCAGAGAAUGGAGAGGUCGUGAUCAAGUCGAUCAUGAUUAUGGUAGCUGGGUUUUGGUACGCGGUCACCGAGGGAUCGCUGGGUGUGGUGGCCCAAGGUACCGACGCCUUGUUUAAGGUGGACCUAGAACUCUUCCCGGAGGAUGUCGAAGGGGACGAAGCGGAGCCCAAGAGGCAGAGGAGGGAUCAUGUCGGAUCCCAUGGAAUCUUGCCGCAAAGGCUUGCCGCUCUUGAGCAGGAUAUCCUGGCCGCGUUGAGGAUUUGCGAGGAGUGGAUAUCAUCUCACGUCCACGAUGGUGGAGCUCCGGGCCUUGCUGCUGUCGAGGGCACUGGCGAUUUUGACGUUGCUGCUGGUCAGGUGGUCGAAGGCGCCGCGGAUUUGGACCUUGAUCAAGGGGCUGAUCCUGUAGAUGAAGUCAAGCCGGUUGCCAGUGUGGAGAUAGUCCCAUCGACUCCACUUCACGCAGUGGCCCGAGCCACCGAGGCGGCAGCUGCGGCCUUUGAAGUGCAGACUGGCACCCAGAUCAUUGGCACGCAGAUCAUUGGCACCCAGAUGGUCCAACCUCAGAUCCUGGAGGAUUUCGAACCCGUGCCAACUCAAGUUCUUGACAACUCCGCCAAGGAGGAGCUCAAGUACCCGCGACUCUUCGCGGUAAGAAGACUUCGUCGUUGAGCUGGUUGUCGAGUAGAAUCGUUUUGUGAAAGCUUCGGAUGUAUGGUCUAUAUAAAUCAAUCUGUUGGGAGAGUUUUCUAGUA